CCCCCCCGCACUCGCAUCCACCACAGUUCCGCACCGCGCCGUGCCGUCCCGAGAGAACAAGCGAGUCAGUCGUCAAAGAGAAGGAAAGCGGAAGGCGAGCCACCCGCCCCGCCCACCACCUACCGCGAAGGCUUGACCGUGGCAACAUCAUCCAUGUCCUCGUCGUCGUCGUCGUCGUCGUCGUCGAUGGGAGGCUCCCUCGCGCUCGCCGCGGCCACGGCCGUCGCGUUCUCCGGCUCUCUCGUCAUCUUCUCGCUCUGCCGCGCGCACCUCUCCCAUGUCCCCGAGCCGGAGCCGGAGCCGGAGCCGGAGGAGGGCGCGCCGGAGCACGCCCUGCGCCCCUGUCUCUUGUCGUCAGAGAGGCGGCCGCGCGGGGCGAAGGCGAAGGCGAAGGCGAGGAGACGCAGGGGCGAGAAGCGCGUGCGGUUCGCGCCCGACGUCGUCGACAAUGAGGGCGCCCCGCGCCCGACCAGGUCCUCCGCGCCCGCCACCGCCGCUGCGUCGUCGUCGUCGGCGGCCACCUGCAGGGACGCGGCGGGGUCGGAGGAGCGUAUGAUGCCUGCCAACCGUGAGGCGCUCUACCGCGGCAUGCUCCGGGACCGCUCCGCGCACCGGGUCACCUGCUCCUACUGACGACCCUCACCGCCGCCCGGCCGCGGCCAGCCUCCGCGCGCCGUUUCGUCCGCGGCGGGAGAGCUCGAUCGGUUGAUUCUCUUUGUUUCGUUCGCCGUUAGGCGUUAGCGUUCGGUAGCCGGGCGGUUGACUUCGGGAGGUUCAUCCUUUCGCAGACGGAGGAUUUUGUUAAUAUUAGAAUUUUAGUAUUUUUUCUUUUUUUUGUAUAUUUGUGUUUGGCUGUAGAUUAAUUAAUGUUUUUCGUUUGAGCGAGGGAGGAAGUUCUGCUCUGUAAAUAUGCCGCCAUUUUAUCCGAAGAGGAAAAGG
Zea mays is the source of this 939-nucleotide messenger RNA. RefSeq lists its product as uncharacterized. The transcript is spliced from 2 exons. The coding region runs from base 154 to 633 and encodes 159 amino acids. Lineage: Eukaryota; Viridiplantae; Streptophyta; Magnoliopsida; Poales; Poaceae. The record is from RefSeq and is marked validated.